This is a messenger RNA of Spinacia oleracea (spinach), 2704 nucleotides long. RefSeq lists its product as uncharacterized. Lineage: Eukaryota; Viridiplantae; Streptophyta; Magnoliopsida; Caryophyllales; Amaranthaceae. Gene Ontology annotation, cellular component: cytosol. The transcript is spliced from 12 exons. Gene Ontology annotation, biological process: proteolysis. The record is from RefSeq and is a predicted model, not a curated record. Gene Ontology annotation, molecular function: oligopeptidase activity; serine-type endopeptidase activity. Bases 86 to 2488 code for a protein of 800 amino acids.
UGCCGUACUAAAAAGUUGGGUGUUUGAAGUAGAAAAGUAGUUCAUGGGUACCUAACUAAUCAGUAAUCACUUUCCAACGUAAAAGAUGUUGUCUCGGGGGCCCAUAGUUGGAUAUUCCAACUUUCAAUUGUGCGCAGGAUUCCUCCUCUUCCCUCGCACUCGCACCACCUCCCUUUCUUCUUCUCUUUCUCCGCCAAAUUACAAAUACAGCUCUAACUAUUUCUGUUGUCAUCUUCACAAACACAAACCAACGCUUCUCAACUCCUCCCAUUUUCUCUCUCCUCAGACCUUCUCUUCAAUGGCGUCCGCCUCACACAAACCCUUGCAUUAUCCGCUCUCACGACGUGACGAUUCCGUCGUCGAUGAUUACUUCGGCGUCCAAAUCACCGAUCCUUAUCGAUGGCUUGAAGAUCCGGAUUCUGAAGAAACCAAGGAGUUUGUGGAGAAUCAAGUGAAGUUAACUGAUUCAGUGCUUGGAGAGUGCGAGACGAGAGAUAAGCUUAAGGAGAAGAUGACAGAGCUUUUCGAUUAUCCGCGAUUUUAUCCUCCAUUUAAGCGUUGUGAUAAGUAUUUCUACUUCCAUAACGCCGGCCUCCAACCACAAAGUGUGCUUUAUGUUCAGGAUAGCCUGGAUGGAAAGCCAGAGGUGUUGCUUGAUCCUAAUCAGCUCAGUGAGGAUGGAACCGUGGCUCUGAACACUUAUUCAGUGAGCGAGGAUGCCAAAUAUUUUGCAUAUGGUUUGAGUGCAAGUGGGAGUGACUGGGUGACAAUCAAAGUAAUGAGAAUUGAAGAUAAAGGGGUUGAACCUGACAGUUUAUCCUGGGUUAAGUUUAGUGGUAUUACUUGGACGCAUGACAAUAAAGGAUUCUUCUACAGCCGCUACCCACCGCCCAAUGAAGGGCAAAUAUCAGAUGCUGGAACUGAGACAAAUUCUAACCUUAACCAAGAGCUGUGUUAUCAUGUUCUUGGUACUGACCAGUCUGAGGAUAUUUUGUGUUGGAGAGACCCUGAGAACCCAAAACACUCAUUUGGGGCCGAAGUUACAGAUGAUGGAAAGUAUCUUCUGCUAUCUACUUCAGAGAGCUGUGAAGUAGUGAAUAAAGUGUACUAUUUAGAUUUAACAACACUGCCUAAUGGGAUUGAAGGUUUUCGUGGGGGAAAAGACUUGCUCCCUUUCACAAAGCUCAUUGAUACGUUCGAUGCGGCUUACGACGUUGUUGCUAAUGAUGAUACAGUAUUUAUUUUUCGAACUAAUAAGGACGCUCCAAGGUAUAAGUUAGUUCGUGUUGAUUUGAAGUCCCCAGGAAUAUGGACUGAUGUCAUUCCGCAGUCUGAGAAGGAUGUGCUUGAAUCAGCCUACGCUGUCAAUGGAAACCAUCUUCUUGUCUGUUACUUAAGUGACGUGAAGCAUGUUCUUGAGGUUAGAGAUCUUCAAACAGGUUCUCUGUUGCAUCACUUACCCCUUGAAAUUGGAUCAGUUGAUGACAUCUCUGCACGGAGAAAAGACAGUGUGGUGUUUUUUAGGUUCACAAGCUUCCUGUCUCCGGGCAUAAUUUACCACUGUGACUUAAAAUCUGAUGUUCCAGAAUUAAAGAUAUUCAGGGAAAUUGUUGUCCCUAAAUUUGAUCGUGACGAGUUUCAGGUUGAUCAGGUUUUUGUUUCCAGUAAAGAUGGCACUAAGAUACCAAUGUUCAUAGUUACAAAAAAGGGAAUUGUUUUGGAUGGAUCACAUCCAUGUUUAUUAUACGGUUAUGGUGGAUUUAACAUAAGCAUCACUCCAUCCUUUGGUGUUAGUCGCAUUGUUCUCUUAAAGCACCUUGGUGCCGUUUUUUGCAUUGCUAAUAUCCGUGGUGGUGGUGAGUACGGAGAAGAAUGGCAUAAGGCAGGAUCCCUCUCGAAGAAGCAGAACUGCUUUGAUGACUUUAUUUCCGCUGGUGAGUUUCUUGUUUCCUAUGGUUAUACCCAGCCAAAAAAGCUGUGUAUAGAAGGUGGAAGUAAUGGUGGGCUUCUUGUUGGUGCUUGCAUUAAUCAGAGACCUGACAUCUUUGGCUGUGCUCUGGCUCAUGUUGGUGUUAUGGACAUGCUUCGAUUCCAUAAAUUUACUAUUGGUCAUGCUUGGACAUCUGAUUAUGGUUGCUCUGAUAAAGAAGAGGAAUUCCACUGGCUUAUAAAGUACUCACCUCUACACAAUGUUAGAAGACCAUGGGACCUAUCAUCUGAUAGAACUGCACAGUACCCAUCUACAAUGUUAUUGACAGCUGACCAUGAUGAUCGUGUGGUGCCUUUGCACUCACUUAAAUUGCUGGCUACAUUGCAACAUGUUCUUUGCACAAGCUUGGAGAAUAGUCCUCAAAAGAAUCCAAUUGUUGGUAGAAUUGAGUGCAAGGCUGGUCAUGGAGCAGGACGCCCAACUCAAAAGAUGAUUGAUGAGGCAGCAGAUCGUUAUGGCUUUAUGGCUAAGAUGGUAAAUGCUUCGUGGACUGACUAAAAAUUGCUACACAAAAGUGAAGGCGUGAUUCUGAAUUGAAUUGUUUACUUUUUUAUUUAUCUAUCCCGUUGUUAUAAGACGGAGUAGGAGAAAGAGAGCUCUAUUCUUUUGGGAAAAUUUGCCAAUUACUACUAGAUCUUUGAUGACUUUGUAAACUACUACCUAGCUUGUUAAAAGUUGUCAAUUACUACCUAGGUCUUUAGUUAUUGUUGUCAA